CGACGUUGUAUCUUUAGAGAGGAGGAGAGAAAAAAAAUGUACGGAUUCUGACCAAUAAGGGGCAUAUUACAGCUCUGCCUUUUGCACAUGUUUUGAUGUCGUCACUGGGAAACCACUAUUGCACUGCCUCACAUCGCGUAUUACAGAAAAUGGAUGAGCACAAGCUGAGAAUCCGGACAGAUGCGGCAAUGUCAACAUUAAAGCAACUUGAUGGAGAAAACUAGAGGAAUCCCUUUAAGAUGACACGCACAGACCCACCUGACAUACUGGUAUCAACUGUGCAUCAAGACAUAAAAGUGAUCCCCAUUUCUUCACACUAUAAAUCAUUACAAUCUUCCAAACAAUGUGAUAAUAUAAAUGACAACACACUGGAGGAGAAAAGCAAAAUCAAUAAAAGACACUGCCGUACCUUUGACCACAAGUCACUGGAGAACCCCAAAUCACACAAAUACUCUAUGGAUUCUCCAUACAAGAUGGGUGAUAGGCAAGCAUCCAACCCAGAUGUUACCUGGAGUAUGUUGGGCCAUCGGCAGAGAUACCGCUUUUCUGCUCCAGAUAUUUUUAGCCACAAGUUGACUCCUCAGCCAGUGACAACAGAUAUGGCUAGUGAGGUAAUUAUCCCUGAACAAAAACGAAGGACCAGGUCAAAAAGUGCCCCUCGUGUCCAGACCACUUUCAACCCUGUAUCUCUUGAAGGAUCUUCAUCUUCAGGGAGGAAGGGUAGAGAGUCCCAAAGGGCUUCCAGAGACACUCGCUGGAGACCAGAAGUAUCACCACGUAGGGAGCCCUCCUAUGCAGCAGCCAGGGCUCAUAUGCAAGAAGUACAUCCUGUUAAGUUGCAGCCACAAAUGGGUGACAGAAGUCGAUAUUCUCCUUACUACACUACUGAUAAUUUUGAGGAUGAAGGUCUGGAUAAACCAGCAACUAGCCCUCAUGUCAGGUGUCGGGUUGAUAUCAAACCUGAUGACGCAGUAUUACAUCAUUCAGGACGAAAAAAGGCUACACCUCAAAUGGACAUACCCUGGCAGAGACGCCACAGUGCAGGGACUAGGAGCCUGACUGUGCCACGCCAUUUCUCCUAUUCUAGAACACCAACUCCCACUGACUCAUUUGUUACUGAGAGUAGACAAACUUGUCAAUAUUCUCGUAGCAUGCCAAAUAGUUAUUUACAACCUAUGGAGAUUCCCCUGCAGAGGAUGCCUUCAUCAGGUGAUUUCUAUGGUAGAGAACGCAGAGCUCACUCCAGUCCAAAUGUGCCAACAAAGUUCUUUUAUGCAGAUGACCCAGGGGGAUAUGUUACUACUGCUCCUCCACAACCAUGUUCUUACUUUCAUGAUGAACGUUAUACACCAGGACAAGCAUAUACUCCAAAAGUUCAAUUUGUGCAAGAUCCAAGGACUCGAAUAGUGCAUGCUGUAGCUACAAGACCAUAUUAUUCUGAGAUGGAGCCCUAUCCAUACUCUGUGAAGACAGGGUAUCCCAAAUCCUAUGCAGCAAAUGAACCAGGGCCAUAUAUCAUACAGACACCUCCAACAAGAAUAUUUUAUGGGGAUGAUCCCAGAUCUUAUCAAAUUCAGACUGCUCCACCUAGGUUUUAUUAUUCCAGCGAGAUGUAUGCAGUGCCACCAGAGCACCAUGUCCCAGCAAGGGCAUAUUAUACAGAAGGCAGAAGACAUGCUAGAGUAAUGCAUUCACAAACAGAUGACUGGUAUGGCUCAGAUGCAUCUGGUUACUCCACCAAUCCUGCCUCUCAUGUAUCUCAAGUCACUCCAACAAGAGUCCGGCAAGAACCUGUAUUAACUCCAUGGUAUACCAACCCAUGUGUUGAACCUCAGAGUUUUGGAACAGAUUCCAAAUCUUACUCAAGAUCUUGGGACAAUAUUCUCAACUCACGUGUGGAGAGAGAACAGCCUCUUCCUGUACAGCGAGGUCAGAGCUACGAUGAUCUUCUUGACUCCAGAAAGCCUGAGAGAACUGCUGGUGAAAAGCCAGAACCAGUGGUUGUCAAUCUCUCUAGUUCACCAAGACGCUAUGCAGCCUUAUCAAUGUCUGACAACUCACUGAUUGACAAAAGCCCAACAGAGACAUCAAAGAGCACUACCAGUAAACUCUGGUUUGUAACUCCUGAGAUAACAAUCACGGACAAUGACAUUCGACCAGGAAGCCUUAAUAAAGCUGAAGGACGGUCUGCCAGUUGGGAUAUUCUUAAUACCAGAAGCACAGAGACUCCAGAAAUGCUUCAGCGGGACUUUGAAAGCUCAGCCAAAGAGAAGACACAUGACAAUGCCUCACUUCAGCAAAGUCUUGAACAACUGGAUGAGCUUCUUGCUGAUCUUGUGACUGACUACAAGCCACCCAGUAGAAGGCCAAGUGAAGACAUUCUGGACCAAUUAAAAAAGUUAAUUGAUGAGGAAGAAGCAGUAUCUCUGUCCAGAAAGAGCUCAAAGGCAGGCACAGAGGAAGCAGCUCCACUGGACAAACAGCCCACCUCAAUCCGAAUAAAUCCUGAUGCUUUUCGAGAUAUGGAUGGAGCAAGUGAUGUAAUGAAGAGUGCAGACGAGUGUUCCCCUGAUCAGAGCCCAGAUGAGGAUGACACAAUGAUGUGCUCUAACAACAAAUGCCGGAGGACAGAAACCUUAUUCAAUGCUUGUCUUUAUUUUAAGUCCUGCCACAGCUGUUACACUUACUACUGCUCUCGAAAUUGUCGCAGGGAGGACUGGGAUAUUCAUAAAGAAAGCUGCCUGUAUGGAAGAAUUGGUAGCACUUGCCGUCACAUCAUCAAACACUGCCGGGAGACUGUUGAAGUCCACAAAGCCUUCUCCCGUAUUGCCAAAGUUGGCUACCUUUCUCGAGGUAGAGGAGUUCUCUUCCUUGGUUUUCCUAAUCCUGUAUCAUCUAGUAACUUCCUGCAGUAUGGUCUGGAUAGUUUACUUAUGUCACCUACAUAUUUGUCCCUCCGAGAGCUUGAAAGCUUCAAGGACAACCUAGGGGAGUACUGUAAGGAACUGCAGGAAGCUGGUAAAGAAUAUGACCCAAACGAAUGCUUCAUCUUGAAUGUAUCCAUUGCUGUAGGUGAGCAGUUACCUGAAGGGCCAUCACCAAGGAACCAAGCUCCAACUGUCAGAAAAUAUGCAAAAGUAGCAUUGGCUUCCUUUAGCCCAGAGAGAAAGGUUCACAAGCAAGAGAGUGACAUGGAAACAUUGAUUCUUACUCCACCCCCAGGAACAGCAGAUCUUGACAAAGAGGGAGAGGAAGGCCGGAAGGCCAGAGAAAUCUGUUUUAUCAAUAUACAACGUGAAUUAAGGAUUCGAGGGGUUUUCUUACGCCAUGAAUACCCACAGGUUUAUCAGCAGCUCUGUGACUUUGUGGAAAGUAACAGAAGAUUCACACCCACAACAAUUUAUCCUAUUGAUAAGAGGACCGGUAAACAAUUUAUGUGCAUGAUUAUGGCUGCCUCAGAGCCCAGGACGUUGGAUUGGAUAGGCACCCCACAUCUCCUUGAUGACAUUAUUUAAGUGCACCUUCAGUUGUAAAUAUAUAUGUAUAGAAAUACAUAUAUAUUGUUAUACAUAUUUAUAUAUCAAUUCAAUUAUAAAACAUUUCUAGAUAACUAUUUUGUUAUCAAAAUGAUAUAUAUAUAUAUAUAUAUAUUACUUGGUCAGUAUUAAUCUUUAUCAGAAUAUUUCCUGGAAGGUGCAGAAUGAGUACAAUACAUUUUUUAUUUGAAUUUUUUUAACAUAUCUUUUAUCAACCAAUUUUUCCAUAUCCUGGUCAUGUACUCUUAUGAUACAUUUCCUUUUGUUAGGGAGUACCUAAAGGAAAAUUCUGGUGUUUUCAUUUUUGUUCAGAUUAGCAAGUACUGUAUGUUCAUUGCAUCAUAGCCUCUUAAAUGAGUGUGUUUGUUUCUGUGAGUGACUACCACAUGACUAUUUUCAUAUGUCACUUAAACGGUACACUAUGCCGAAAAAUAAUGUAUUUAUUAUUUUCUUAGUUACAUAAAUACUUUCCUAUGCAAUGUUAUUUCAUGAAUUAAAUACUGCAUUCCUACAGAAAGUAGUUUCUGUUAUAUUACAUUAUAUGUUAAAAAAAAAAAGAAGAAGCUCCACCUGAUCUAAAAUAGUAAAACUUUUGUUGGCAGCAUAAAUCCUUAUAAUAAGACAACUGUGAAGACUGAAGAAGAGAUAUUUGAUCUUACCUGAAUCAUCCAUAAAUAAAACUGAUGUAGUUAUGCUGCUUUGGUGCUACUCUAAAAAUUACAAUUUAAAUUUAAUUAGUUCUUCAAGUCUGCUCUUCAAAAUCAGUUGAACAGUGCUGGACUUGAAAGUUAGAUUUUGAAUAAAUACUGGAAUUGUACCAGUUACCAGCCACACGGUAUGUGUUGGCCUGUACUGUUUAGUUUUAAGCACUGUGAAUAGUGAGUGUUACCAAUUACAGUAAAAGUAAGCAAACAAACAAAAAACACAAAAAAUGGUUUGAAACCAAAAAAUCAUGCAGUUUUCUCCAACAGUCAGGUGGACAAGUUGUAUUUUUAGAUAUAGUUGUAAACAAAGCUAUAUGAAUAAACAGCAGGAGCAGGUUCUUGUCCUUAGAACAAGGUGAGCUGGAGUAGUAGCUAUAUGGUACAUAAAUAUUUAAAGGAGACAUUAGCUGUGUAUUUGUGCUGCACUAGUUUUAUUGCAUUUGUGACCUAUACUCCAUUUUUGUUUCAGCAAAUUGGAGCCAUUAUAUUACUCAUUGGUUUCAGAAGUUUUAGAAAUAUUUCUUAAUGAAAGCCCAUUUCACAUAGAAAGUGGCAUGUGCUUUAUUGACCACUAGUUUGAGCAAACAGCUCAGAAUUUGUGUUGGCCGCAGACUGCCUGUACUUUGACAUUUUUUGCAGCCACUCAUGGUCUUUGUGUGUAUUAUGUGUCCACUCCCACUCAUUCUGUUUCUAUUGGUUGUACAGAUUUACAUAACACCAGCACGUGAGUGUUCCCCAGCUGGCAUGAUUUGCUCGAUGCAGCAGGAACUCAUUCUUGCACGGUGCAUUGUCAUUGUCGCCUUGUAUGUGAAUGGCCGUGUUGGCUAAACAACAUGGCUAAACAGGGCCAUGGGUAGAAUAUUUCUUAACUUCUAAAUCUCAAAUGCCUGCCAGUGCACUGAUUAAAACUCGAGUUUUAAAGAAUCAGUCUAAUAUUGCAACAAUUUGAAAAUGUUCAGGCAACCCCUUUUUGACCCCUGCAUCUGCAGAAGACAUGAAUUUGUCAGCUAGUCCUCAGAAGUAAGUCCAGGUUUGAAUCAUUCCUCAAUAUUUCAAUUUUUCCUUUGUGAUAUCAGCUUUCCUUUGAGUUUGUAAUACAAAGUACAAUGAAACUUGAGGAACAUAUAUUUGAAAAUAAAUUUUACUUGCAGGACAUGCUGUACAGAUUCAGUGAAAAAGUUACUGGCCGCAUGUUAUUCUGUUCUAGUGCUCUGAUAAUAAUUUUAACACAACAUAAAUGAUAGUAACUUGCUUGAUGAAUGGAUUUGUCGAAGUGAAAAUCCUGUGACUAUCCUGUGUAAUAAAAAAAUAAGUGAAUUUUCCAUUUUUGUCAUUCAAGUUAAAAUAACAUGUCAAGGCAAUGAAAAAAGAGACCUCACUAAGUCUAGAAAACCCAGUAAUCUUGUAUUUUUUAUACUUUCAAUAUAAGUGUCUGAGUGUGUCUA
Molecule: messenger RNA, 5685 nt
Organism: Archocentrus centrarchus (flier cichlid)
Lineage: Eukaryota; Metazoa; Chordata; Actinopteri; Cichliformes; Cichlidae
Gene: ajm1
Product: apical junction component 1 homolog
Exons: 2
Coding region: 240-3515 (1091 amino acids)
Biological process (GO): cell-cell junction organization
Cellular component (GO): apical junction complex; plasma membrane
Source: RefSeq, a predicted model, not a curated record